Messenger RNA from Labrus bergylta (ballan wrasse), 1279 nucleotides. RefSeq names its product adenylate kinase 6 (gene ak6). Lineage: Eukaryota; Metazoa; Chordata; Actinopteri; Labriformes; Labridae. Gene Ontology annotation, cellular component: nucleus; cytoplasm. The record is from RefSeq and is a predicted model, not a curated record. Gene Ontology annotation, molecular function: AMP kinase activity; ATP hydrolysis activity; ATP binding.
GUAAUGCCGUAAACUGUCGUGAAGCCUCAAUCGGUUUACUGCACUGUUUGUGAGAGGCAGCAUCCUGCUCAGGUUGCAGUGACAGCAAACAUCAACUUAAGAGGUCCCCGGAUAUCAGAACACGUGUCUGCUGCUGCUAACAGAAACGAGAUAUGAAGAUGAGGAAGCGACCAAACAUUCUGCUAACAGGGACCCCUGGGGUGGGAAAGACCACGUUAGGGAAGGAGCUGGCUCAGAAGACAGGACUGACCUACGUUAACAUCGGAGACCUGGCUCAAGAAGGACAGCUGUAUGACGGUUACGAUGAAGAGUACCAGUGUCCCGUUCUGGAUGAGGACAGGGUGGUGGACGAGCUGGAUGAACAGAUGGAGGAAGGAGGAGUGAUUGUCGACUAUCACGGCUGUGAUCUGUUUCCUGAACGCUGGUUUCACAUCGUCUUCGUCCUGCGCACAGACAACACACAGCUGUACACACGGCUCGAGAACAGGGGCUACACAGGGAAGAAGCUGCAGGACAACGUGCAGUGUGAGAUCUUUCAGACCAUCUACGAGGAGGCCAUGGAGGCGUACAGCCAUGAGAUCGUCCACCAGCUGCCCAGCAACAGUCCUGAGGACCUGGAGCAGAACCUGGAGCAGGUCGUGCAGUGGACCGAGCAGUGGAUGAAGGAGCACAACUAACAGCUGGACUCCUGCUGGCUCCUCCUGCAGGGCCACAGUGUACUUCUUUUCAUAGACUGUGUCACCAUACAGACUGAUGAUGUGUUUGAAGAAAAAUAUCGGUGCUAGAGGGUUAUCACUAUUUUGAACCACGAUAUGAUUCUAGUACAAAUCAAACAUUAUAGUAACCUGCUUGAUACCACGGCAACAGAAAUAGAAGUUCUAGGCAUUCAUAUUGGGUUAUUUCUUGUGUUUUAUCAAUUAAUUAAAUUCAUAAACAAACUCCUGACAAACAAAGUCUUAAUUAGACAAAUGUGUUGGCAAUGUUUCACACGUUUUUGUAGAAUUUAGACAAUGCUCUCUCUCUCUGGCCGCAGCUUUUGGUUAAAAUAUGAGUUCAAAUAUUUUGGGUGGUUUUUAAAGCCUUGUUACUUUUUGAAACUUAUUUGAAAAAUAAUGGAGAUUGUAUUGUUUGAAACGUGGUAUCAAAAAGAAUCAGAGUAUCAAACAUGUUGACAACCUUUCUGUGUGCAGUCUGUUGUUGCUGGUGCCGCUGGGAUCACUUUAGAGUCAGUGCAUUCAAAUCCUACCAGUAUGUAAAUAAAUAAAUGUGUGGAAACUGA